CGGCCCGGAAGAGGGGAGGGGCGAUGACCCGGGAAAGGGUUGGCGCCGCGCGGGAUCGGCUCGCGCGCCUGAGGGGCGGUGCCGGGGGCGGGGCUUCGCCGCGAGGCCACCCCCGAGCCCCGGGCCUAGCCGCACGGGAGGCGACACACCCUCGCCCUACCCUGAGCCUGGCGCAGACCCUCGACCGCGACGGCGCGGUCCGCAGAACCGCGGACUUCCCUCCCCGGCAAAAAGCGGCGCUGAGGGCCUGUGGGACCCCCGCCCGGCCGCCCUACGUGCGUCAGCGCCUUCGGGGGUCGCGCGGGCUUGGUCCUUUCGGCUGUCUCGGCCUUUUUGUUUCCCCCUCGGGUCUCUCCACGCUGCACUUGACACCCUCAGGGCGGAAUGGCGAGUUCUAGACCCAGCUCUCUAGACCCGGGGCUUCAUGGGGGACACGGACUCGACGGGAAGGGAAACUUGGCAUUUAUGGACAGAUCCUCAUCCUUCUUGUUGUAGUCAAUUACACGCACGUUAACCGUGCAGCCGCCCUGCUGUAUUUUAGGCGGUUGUUGGCACUCCUAGAUGGGCCCUUCCCUGGCCCCUCACAGCAGGGCCUGCCUCCUGUGGACGCUUGUGUGCUGCCCUGGCACCGGCCACUGUGUUUUGCACAAAGGAGAGGCUCCAAAGAUGUUGGCCAAAGGAAUGAAGCCUUGAGAGUCCAGGCUUUCUAUUUCUGAGACACUCUACUCAAGGACUUCCUAGAUGCAAAGCUUCAUCUUUGAGCAAAUACAAAUAUGGAGAGGGAACAUUAACUUUCUGAAGAAAAGAAGGAACAUCUUUUUCAACCUUUUAUAUUGAGUUAGCACCAUGGUCUUAGUUUUGUGAAAGCACUUUAAUACAUCCAACUAGCGGGAGGAAUACAAGAUAUUCCUACCUUUUUAUUAUUAUUAUUAAAAGAGGGCUAAACCAUGUUGUAAAUUACUUAAGAACUGAAUGUUCAAGUUGUACAGUAUACUGGCCAGAUUCCUUACUGCCCACUAGGCUUGGGAGCAUGUUUUCAGCUCAGUUUUAUGAAUGUUUUAAAUUUUUAUUACUGAUCUUUGUUAUAGCCGAUUAGCAAUUCAAAAUGAUAAUUUUUAAGCAGUAAUAAAUAUACCAUCCCCCAAACAGUACAAUAAACUUUAUUUGUAAAAAAAAAAAAAAAA
Molecule: messenger RNA, 1184 nt
Organism: Gorilla gorilla gorilla (western lowland gorilla)
Lineage: Eukaryota; Metazoa; Chordata; Mammalia; Primates; Hominidae
Exons: 1
Coding region: 24-398 (124 amino acids)
Source: RefSeq, a predicted model, not a curated record